Drosophila suzukii is the source of this 5721-nucleotide messenger RNA. It is a transcript of the gene Fs(2)Ket, whose product is annotated as Importin subunit beta Fs(2)Ket. The record is from RefSeq and is a predicted model, not a curated record. Lineage: Eukaryota; Metazoa; Arthropoda; Insecta; Diptera; Drosophilidae. Gene Ontology annotation, cellular component: cytoplasm; nucleus. Gene Ontology annotation, molecular function: nuclear import signal receptor activity; small GTPase binding. Gene Ontology annotation, biological process: protein import into nucleus.
UUUCUGGAAACAUCGAUGUUAGUUUCAGCUCUACUUCAAAUUGCAGCCACAAGAAAUAUAUUGCCCUCCCCCGAAAAGGAAAUAAAUAGGAAUUGUGAGCUUGAACCUUAAAAUAAAUAUAACUAAGUAAAUCACCGUUUGGAAUCCCGCGCUUUUUUACCGUUCCAGAGAAACCAGCAACAACCAAACCCGGUAGACUAGUAUUGUCUAAUAAUUACGCAAAAAUUCCAUCACCCACACACUCGCACAGACGCACGAGCUGCAAAAAGAAACGGAAAGUGAAGUAAAAUACAUAGAGAAGGAAAAAAAAAAGAGCGCAAAAAUGACUUCCGAUAUCGCCAUGCAACUGAUUGCCAUUUUGGAGAAGACGGUGUCGCCAGAUAAAAAUGAAUUGCUAUCGGCGAAGAACUUCCUUGAGCAGGCGGCGGCCAGCAAUCUGCCCGAAUUUCUCAAGGCGCUGUCGGAGAUCCUGGUGAACACGACAAACAGCGCGGUGGCACGAAUGGCAGCCGGACUCCAGCUGAAGAACCACCUGACCAGCAAGGAUGAGAAGAUCAGCCAACAGUACCAGGAGCGCUGGCACCAAUUUCCUAGCGAAAUCCGCGAGUUGAUCAAGAACAACAUCCUGGCAGCUUUGGGUACCGAAAACACGCGACCCUCUUGCGCUGCCCAGUGCGUAGCCUAUGUGGCCGUGAUUGAGCUUCCAAUGAACCGCUGGGCAAUGCUCAUCCAGACACUGGUUAACAAGGUGGUCAGCGAAGGAUCCAGCGAGAUGCAUCGCGAGGCGGCUUUGGAGGCAAUUGGCUACAUCUGCCAGGACAUUCGCUUCGGCGUUCUGGAGAACCAGUCCAACGAUGUGCUUACUGCUAUUAUCCACGGCAUGAGGAAGGUCGAGCCGAGCAAUCAUGUUCGCUUGGCGGCUACCACGGCACUUCACAACUCGCUUGAGUUCACCAAGUCGAACUUUGAGAAGGACAUGGAGCGCAACUUCAUCAUGGAGGUGGUGUGCGAGGCCACUCAGUGCCAGGACUCGCAAAUCUGUGUGGCCGCUCUCCAGUGUCUGGUGAAGGUUAUGACCCUAUACUACCAGUUCAUGGAGCCGUACAUGGCACAGGCUCUCUUCCCGAUCACUUUGGCAGCUAUGAAGGCGGAAAACGAUGCCGUGGCUCUGCAGGGCAUAGAGUUCUGGUCGAACGUCUGUGACGAGGAGAUCGAUCUGGCCAUCGAGAGUCAGGAGGCCACCGAUCAAGGCAGGGCUCCGCAGCGGGUAUCCAAACACUAUGCCCGUGGAGCUCUGCAGUUCCUGACGCCCGUGCUCGUCGAGAAGCUGACCAAGCAGGACGAGUGUGACGACGAGGACACCUGGAGCCCGGCAAAGGCCUCCUCCGUCUGCCUCAUGGUGCUGGCCACCUGUUGCGAGGAUGAGAUCGUGCCACAUGUGUUGCCCUUCAUUAAGGAGAACAUCGAGUCACCCAAUUGGCGAUUCCGUGAUGCCGCUGUAAUGACCUUUGGCUCAGUGCUGAAUGGAUUGGAGACCAACACUCUGAAGCCGCUCGUGGAACAGGCCAUGCCCACGCUCAUCCGGCUGAUGUACGAUUCGAGCGUUAUUGUGCGCGACACCACCGCCUGGACUUUCGGUCGAAUCUGCGAUAUCAUUCCCGAGGCUGCUAUCAACAAGACCUAUCUCCAGACUUUGCUGGAGUGCUUCGUGAAGAGCUUAAAGUCGGAGCCACGGGUGGCUGCCAAUGUGUGCUGGGCCUUCAUCGGUCUUUCAGAUGCCGCCUACGAGGCAGCGGUCACCACCGAGGGCGAGACCCCGGAGACCUAUGCCCUGUCGCCGUACUUUGAGUACAUUAUCACCCAGUUGCUGGAGACAACCGAUCGAUCGGAUGGAGCCCAGGCCAAUUUGCGGGGAGCUGCCUAUGAAGCACUCAUGGAUAUGAUUAAGAACUCGCCCCUGGACUGCUAUUUGGUGGUGCAGCGCACCACUCUGGUGAUUUUAGAGCGUUUGAACCAGGUGAUGCAGAUGGAGACACAGAUUAACAACCACAGCGAUCGGCAUCAGUUCAACGAUCUGCAAUCUCUCUUGUGCGCCACUCUGCAAAGUGUUUUGAGAAAGGUCCAUGAACAGGAUGCCCCUCAAAUCUCUGAUGCCAUCAUGACCGCCCUGCUGACAAUGUUUAACUCGAGCGCUGGAAAGUCGGGUGGUGUGCAGGAGGAUGCCUUCCUGGCAGUUUCCACACUGGUUGAACUUCUGGGAGGGCAGUUCGCCAAGUACAUGCCCGCUUUCAAGGACUUCCUCGUUAUGGGAUUGAAGAAUCACCAGGAGUACCAGGUCUGCUGCGCUUCGGUCGGUCUCACCGGCGACAUUUUCCGCGCCCUUAAGGACCACAUGGUGCCCUACUCCGACGAGAUAAUGUCCGUAUUGAUGAACAACCUGGCCGAACCGAGUCUACAUCGCAGCGUCAAGCCUCAGAUCCUGUCCGCUUUCGGGGACAUAGCUUUGAGCAUUGGCAACCACUUCCUGAAAUAUCUGAGCGUGGUCCUAGAAAUGCUGCGUGCUGCGUCCAAUCUUCAGACGGACGCCAACAACUUCGAUAUGAACGAAUACAUCAACGAGCUGCGUGAGAGUGUCUUGGAGGCCUACACUGGCAUCAUCCAGGGCCUUAAGGGCCUGGACCAGACGGCUCAUCCCGACGUGAUGCACAUGGAGCCCCACCUUAUUCACAUCAUUUCCUUCAUUAAGCGCAUCGCCCAGGAGGGUGACGUGUCCGAUUCGAUGAUGGCCAGUGCUGCCGGUUUCAUCGGCGAUCUGUGCACCUCCUUCGGACCGCGUCUUUACCCGCUGCUGGACGAUGCCAUCAUUACCCACUUCCUCGCCGAGGGCAAGCGCUCCAAAGGGCAGCGCACCAAGAUGCUGUGCACCUGGGCUGUCAAGGAGAUCAAGAAGAUCAAUAGCCAGGUCAUCACGCAGUAGAUUGCCUGCUAAAGGUUAAUGUUUCCCUGCUUCCCACCAGACCCUCAAGAUUGUAUGUAAUGCAGCCAAACUGUCCAGUCCGAAUUCUCUGAUUACAAGAUUCUAUCUGCUAAGUUUGUUUGUCCGAUAUAUUGUUGCUGUGCAACUAGUAAAUGCUAAGACAAAUUGUUUAUAAAACCCCACUAGCUGUAAGCUCAAACCGAACCUCUGUUUCGACCUAAUAUCUUAAUUAAGGCCUGUUAAUCAUCGUGUGAGUUUAUUUACCCCUUUUCCAUUGUCCUCGCUCGGUAAUGCAAAUCCAAAAUCAGGCUGCCCAUUGACUAAAACACAAAAUUUAUAAUUAUCGCUGCAUGUUAUUAUGACACUUAUAAGAAAACGGCUUUAAGGGCAGCCUUGUUUUGGUAUUGCCCCGAAAUCCGGCGAUUUAGAAGCCCGAUUUUAAGCUUAACCAAAAACCUAUCGAAAGCUGUUAUACAAAAUUAUGUAAAAUUUAAAUUUAUUUGUAAAAAUCGGUAGUAAACUAUUGCGUUAACAAGUAAAACACAUUAAAUGCAUUGCACCCCUUUGGAAACAUUAACUAGUAGCGGCUGUAAGAACCACACCUUAGUUUAUAAGAAUUAAUGUAUCUAUCCUACUACACCCUCACUAGCCCAACAAAAAAUAUAUAAAACAAGAAUGAAUGUCUUGAGUGUGAACCGAAUGUGAUGGAGUGAAACAUAUGGCUGAGAGCGAGUAUGUAUUAUCUGAUAAAUAAAAGUUUUGCGUGCCUGUUGUCCGACAAUUUUACCCCCUAUGCCAAUAGUUAUGCUGUGAUGAUGAAUGCUUGUGAGAAACUCUGUAAAUGGUAUUUUGUGAUUGAGAAAACCCCACGAAAAUGUAUGAAACUGGAUGAAUAUGUCCUUUUUCUUUGGCGCGCGUGUGCAUCGGCGUGUUGUGUGAUAUUAUGAAUUAAGAGUACGAACUUUUCUAGUGAAACGAAACGAAUGUUUUUAGAUGUAAGCAAAACAGCAAAUCAAAAAGAUUUUAAACGGAUUUGAAUUUAAAUUUACAAGCAAACGAAACGAAACUAAAUGUGAAAAACUCAAAGACGACUGAAAAAAACCAACCUAGCAACUAAAAAACGAAUUACGAAAUGACUUAGGGACGUACAAAGGCGCGGGCGUGGCUGUUUCAAAAAACCAUCUUCAACAAAAACAUGCACUAAACCAGAUAAAACAGCAAACAAAAUCCAGAAUAGAAAUCAAUAUUUUAGACCAGCCACACUCGAAGCCCACAAAAGCACGAAAUUAUGAAAUUAUUUUAUUUUUUAUGUAUACGAUUUAGAGUGCUCUUAUCAAUUCCACCAAUGACGCUUUAUUUUGCCUCUCUUAUUUUAUUUUUUAUUUAAAUGAAAACGGGGAAAAUAGCAACGAGAAACAUGCAAAAACAGCAAAACAACAACCAAGCAACUACCUGCAGCACACAAAACACAUGUGUAAUUAAUAUAUAUAUUAGGUAAACGCAAGAUACUAAAACUAAAUACGCAACGGACCAGGGUAUACAACAAAAAAUACAAAAUAAACCACAAGUGUUCUAGAAAUAUCUCUAGUAACUUGAAAUCUCGACCAAAUGUAUUGAAAGUAUAUAUUUAACAGAUUUGAAAUCGCUACAAAUGUUUCUGGAACCCUUGAAGUUCAUAAUUUACAUAGAAAUAUAGAACGCGCAUAAAGACACUUACAUGACAGCUUGAUAGGACAAAACAACGACACAUACUUCAUUUAGUUACUUUAUCAUAUACAAACCAUACAAAAAAACAUAACCAGAAACUACCUUACGAAAAAGACGCGACUGUGAACGAUGAAAAGUAAAUAGGGGAUUAAAAUAAAGUCGAAACUAACCGUUUAAAAUCUUUUCACAACAUUUAAAUACACUAAGAACAAGUGAAUACUGGAAUGAAGUGAACUAUUGUGAACUACUGUAGAUAUAAGCGCACAUAUAAUACGAAUACUAUACACAGAUUUCCAAAUUGUAAACCAGAACGAGAAUUUGUUUAACAAAGCUUAAAAACCAACCGAUUUUGAACUUUUUUCAAUGAAUUCUUAGGCUCGAGAAGUUGUCAUUUCAAAAAUAAAAAUCUUUCAUUGGUAAUAUCUGUCUCGUUUUGCAAUAAAAUAUCGCACAGCCGUCCAACAGAAAGAAGAAACUAUUUAAAGAGAAAUUAACGAUUGUUUUAUCAGAUUUGAACAUAUCAAAAUUUUGAAUUUUGAAAUGACAACUUACGUAAAAGCACCCCUAAAGGACACACGAAAUUGCCAAAAUUAACUAGAUAAACACUAAUAUUAGCUAUGAAUGACCGUAUGCGGAUGAUAAAGAUGAAUGACUCUGAAUCGUUGGAAGAUCGAAAGCUGAGCAACGCCAAGAGGAACAUGAACGUUUAUGGCUGUGGUAUUCAAAAUGUGUGUUGAUUGAGUAUGAUGCCUGGUGCUGAUUAUUAAGAUGAUGACACUGGUGCAUUGAAUGAUGAUGAUGAAUUAUGUGAUGAUUGUCAAUGGUUGUUUAUGAGAGUGACUGAUGAUGGGCAGGAGUAUAUCUAGAAGAAAUCACCAACAAACUAAUACUCGUCACUCAGAUCAUUUAGCACAAAUUUCUACCUUUUAUACAUACUUACACUUCCCACUUUUAUAAACAGUAGGAGUGCGUGAAAACUGUGACUGAGUAAAUUUGUAUGUAACCAUUCCAAAAAAAUAUAACAAAAAUCAUUAAAA